CACGUGUGCUUGGUGAGACAAUAUAUAAUGCUAUUGCCCCGGCUCAGGCUAGUAUAACCAAGAAAUUCUUUGAUUGAAUUCCCCUAGUUGUCUUUGUAUUUGUACAGGAAUGGCAGGAGUAACAAGCAAACCAUACAAGAUCUUCAAUGACCCCAUCCAUGGCAGCAUCGAGAUGCAUCCAUACCUGGUCCGCAUCAUCGACACACCUGAGUUCCAGAGGCUGCGCUACAUCAGCCAGUUGGGGACUGUCUAUUUUGUAUACCCAGGAUCUUCCCACAACCGCUUUGAGCACUCCAUCGGGGUGGCUCACCUGGCAGGUGAGCUGGUCCAGGCACUGAACAGACAGUAUCUCCUCCAUGAAGACCCCAAACUGAAAGCUCUACUUUAUGGCCAGACAGAUGGUGAGUCUAACACCACGUAACAGCUGUAGCACUAG
Anguilla rostrata (American eel) is the source of this 436-nucleotide messenger RNA. RefSeq names its product deoxynucleoside triphosphate triphosphohydrolase SAMHD1-like. The record is from RefSeq and is a predicted model, not a curated record. Gene Ontology annotation, biological process: defense response to virus; regulation of innate immune response; dGTP catabolic process. Gene Ontology annotation, cellular component: nucleus. The transcript is spliced from 3 exons. NCBI's taxonomy places the organism in Eukaryota, Metazoa, Chordata, Actinopteri, Anguilliformes, Anguillidae. Gene Ontology annotation, molecular function: dGTPase activity. Bases 110 to 421 code for a protein of 103 amino acids.